AGAUCGAAAAUUCUAAAUUGAAUUGUAAAUUAGUGCGGCGCGAUGUAAUAAUAAUAAGGACAAAUUGUAAAAUGGUUAUUAUUAUUCAAUUUUCCUAUCAGUGCUAUCACAUUCAUCAUAUCAAUGUGCCAUGGUGUACCAUGCGCGAGUGCACGAAUUCUAGCAGUCUAAAAUACAAUACCUAUAUUUAAUUGUUAAAUACUGUACACUGUUGCUUGUUGAUCGUUGUUGAAAGUCAACGCAAAUUUAGGGAACAAAAUGGCAUCAUGUCUACAGAAACAGCUCAACUAUAAAGGAAUAGCUGAAACUUACUCAGAAUAUAAUGAUGCCCAAGUUAAGAUCGGGAAAAAAAUUCUAGAAAAAUUAGGCAUUGCGCUUGAAGAUAAAGUUCUUGAUGUCGGUUGUGGUACUGGAGAAAUCACAGCUUAUAUAGCUGACACAGUGAAGGAAGAUGGUUUAUGUGUUGGUUUUGAUCCUGACAAGUAUCGUAUUGAAGUUGCAAUGGAAAAGCACCUUCCUGGUCGAACAAACAUUAUUUUCUUUCAUGGCGAUAGCUCGUCUAAAUUUCCUCGUGCUAAUGAAGAAUUUUAUGACUACGUGUUCUGUUCUGGAGUCUUCCACUGGAUGAACGAAAGUGAAAAGACAGCUUUCUUAAAGACUGCAUACCUAUCUUUAAGACCUGGAGGAAAAUUAGCCAUUUUAAGCUCAGAUAAAAUGUUGGAAAUUGCUAUUUGCACACAACAGUUAGUUGCGGAUGUUGAUAUGAAGUCAGGUCGUGCACCAUUGAAGCUUUUGAAGAAACAAGAUGCAGAAGGAAUGCUGCAACAAAAUGGCUUCGAAAUAAAAUCUAGCCUGUAUGUUGAUUAUCCGUAUAAGUUUAAAUCGCUGGAUUACUACUUGACCUGGUUCUGUGCUUCAGCCUACAUCGACAAACAAAACUUCUUACCUGAGAAGAUAGAAAAAUUUGCACAGAAUUUCGAGAAUAAAGACGGGACAAUCUCCAUUCUUGGUUCGGGAUAUGAAAUUAUAGCGACCAAACCAGAUGAAUCUUGAUGUGCUAUUGAGGAAUUAAACAACAAAACGAUGCAACCUAAAUCAAAUCUUACACUUGCCUUUUUCUAAUAUAUUUCUGUUAUUAAAACUAAAUAUGUAGAUAGCUUUAAAACAAAGAAGUAAAUAUACUUAAAAUCUACUCACACUAGAUGAAACUAUAGUUGUUUCUACACGUACGUAUGUAUCAUACCUGAUCAUCACAAUGAGAAAUUACAUGAUGAAUACCUUUGGUAAAA
Molecule: messenger RNA, 1289 nt
Organism: Xenia sp. Carnegie-2017
Lineage: Eukaryota; Metazoa; Cnidaria; Anthozoa; Malacalcyonacea; Xeniidae
Product: malonyl-[acyl-carrier protein] O-methyltransferase 1-like
Exons: 1
Coding region: 259-1053 (264 amino acids)
Source: RefSeq, a predicted model, not a curated record